Messenger RNA from Cinara cedri, 339 nucleotides. The record is from the annotation of a GenBank genome assembly. Lineage: Eukaryota; Metazoa; Arthropoda; Insecta; Hemiptera; Aphididae.
AUGGAAGAAUCGGCCGUGAUCUCGAUUGAGGAAACGACCGUGGUCUCACCGAAAGAGUCGACCGUGAUUGCUAUAGACACGUUGACCGUGUUAUUGCCGUAUGUUGGAGACGCGCCGGAAGCCGGAAACUCACGUGUGGCUGACGGUCACGACGCGAUGUGUCCGCCCGACGGAAGUUUUUGUUUGGUUUUCACCUGCGUUCUUGGCUUUGCGGCCACGAUGAUUUUGGACGGAGUGUGCUUGUCGUUAUUUUUGUACGACAGCAACGUCGUUAUGGCCGAACAAUUAUUGUCGUCGUCUUUAUCUGCCUUGGAACACUUGUCCGUCGUCUGGCUCUGA